AUGAACUUGUUUCUUUCGUGUCUUUCUUUCUUUUCCAUCAUUUUCCUGUUUUUCAUUGCUUAUUUUUUCAUGAUUUUUUCUUAUUUUCUUUUUACUUCAUCUUUGCUUUCUUUCUUUAGUCAUUUUAUCUUUCAUUUAGGCAUUCAUUCUUUCUUUUUUUACUUUGUCUUCUUUCUUCAUUUUGGCUUUCUUUCUUUCUUUCUUUCUUUCUUUCUUUCUUUCUUUCUUUCAAUUCUGCCUUCUUUCUUCGAAUUUAACCGUCUAUCUUUCUUUCUCAUUUUUUACUCUGCCUCCUUCCUUUAUGCAUUUUCCUUUUAUUUUUCUUUCUCUUUUUUUUUACUCUGCCUUCUUACUUUAUUCAUUUUGUUUUUAAUUAAUUCAUUUAUUAUUUCUUUUGACUGCGUUCUUUCUUCAUUGUGUCCAAUUUUCUUUUUCUUUCCUUCUUUUUUCUUUCUUAAUUUUCGCCAUCUUUCUUUCUUUCUUUCUUUUAGUCUUUUAUCUUUCUUUCUCUCUUUUUUACUCUGCCUUCUUACUUUAUUCAUUUUUGUCCAAUUUUCUUUUUCUUUCUUUCUUUUUUCUUUCUUCAUUUUCGCCAUCUUUCUUUCUUUCUUUCUUUCUACCCUACUUUCUUCUUUCUUUCUUUUAGCCUUUUAUCUUUCUUUCUCUCUCUUUUUACUCUGCCUUCUUACUUUAUUCAUUUUUGUCCAAUUUUCUUUUUCUUUCUUUCUUUUUUUCUUUCUUCAUUUUCGCCAUCUUUCUUUUGUUCCUGCCUUUUUCAUUCAUUUUGACAUUCUUUUUUUCUUAUUUUUUAAAUUCUUUCUUAACUUGGCGUUCUUUCUUUAUUCAUUCAUUCACUAA
Molecule: messenger RNA, 858 nt
Organism: Acanthosepion pharaonis
Lineage: Eukaryota; Metazoa; Mollusca; Cephalopoda; Sepiida; Sepiidae
Source: the annotation of a GenBank genome assembly